Molecule: messenger RNA, 518 nt
Organism: Onychomys torridus (southern grasshopper mouse)
Lineage: Eukaryota; Metazoa; Chordata; Mammalia; Rodentia; Cricetidae
Gene: Llph
Product: LLP homolog, long-term synaptic facilitation factor
Exons: 3
Coding region: 69-443 (124 amino acids)
Biological process (GO): dendrite extension
Cellular component (GO): nucleolus
Molecular function (GO): RNA binding
Source: RefSeq, a predicted model, not a curated record
GGCGGAAGUACGGGGGCUUCCGGUUGGUGUCCUGCGCGUGGAGUGCGGUCGUGUUUCUCAGGUAAAGCAUGGCUAAAAGCUUAAGGAGUAAGUGGAAACGGAAGAUGCGUGCCGAGAAAAGAAAGAAGAACGCCCCAAAGGAGCUCAACAGACUUAAAAGUAUUCUCAGAGUUGACGGUGACGCUCUCAUGAAAGAUGUCGAAGACAUAGCGACUGUGGUGGUCCCCAAACAGUGCCAGGAGAAAAUGCAGUGUACGGUGGACGAUGAAAAGGAUGACACAAAAAUGGAGAUUGAACUGAAGAGAAACAAGAAGACCCUUCUAGACCAGCAUGGACAGUACCCAGUGUGGAUGAACCAGAGGCAGAGGAAAAGACUGAAGGCAAAGAGAGAGAAAAAACGGGGAAAAAGCAGAGCCAAGGCAGCGAAGGGCCUGGCCUGGUAGACCCUUGAGAACUGGAAAGUGGUGGUACAUGUGCCUUUAAUCCCAACCCGUAGGAGGCGGAGACAGGCAGAGCUC